UACAGUGGAGUCUGGGUUUGUCUAAGAACUGGAUCUCAAGGAGACUCUCUCAGGUUGGUACUCAUCGUCUAUGGCCCAGUAGCAGUAUUGUCCAAAGGAGGAUGUUGUUUAAUCAGAAAAUCAGAAAAAAAUAUGGAGUCUUCGGAGAACGAUGAUGCAAGGGUCAGAGUGAAGAGCCUUGUGUCUAAAUUCUGUGAUAAAGAAUUGACAGGAAUAUCGUCUGGCUCUAGCGACAAGAGCAAAAGUGAGAAAACACCAGGCUCUGCACACUCUGUCUGUGCCUCACAGAGUUCCUCCAAAGACGUACCUCUCCAUUUCAAGAAACAUCUUGAGAAAACACCGGGCUCUGCACACUCUGUCUGUGCAUCACAGAGUUCCUCCAAAGACGUACCUCUCCAUUUCAAGAAACAUCUUAAAAAGACACAAUGGUCUAAAAAUCAACUCCAAUCUGACUGUCAGUCAGUGAGCUCUUCCAAAGAUGUACCUCUCCAUUUCAAGAAACAUCUUCCGGAAACACCGAGGUCUGUCUGUGCAUCAGAGAGUUCUUCCAAAGAUGUACCUCUCCAUUUUAGGAAAGAUCAAAAAGUAUAUGGAAUGCCAAAAUAUUGGGGUGGACAUAUGAGUGGUGUUGCGAGUCUUCCCAAGUUAAACUUAAUGGGGCCUACAGCUGCUGUAUAUCCAGUGAAGACAUCUAAUAUCAUUGAGGAGGCUAAAUUUUCUCCAUGUUUGCUGAAGAGGACUUCCAUUGAUGACCAACCCCAAAAUCAAUUGGAGAGUCCACACUGGGACUAUUUUGAACAAGCGACAGAAUCAACUUUUGAGGACAACAAAACUCGUCACCAGGAUGAUCUAGAGAGAGCAGAAUCCACAAAGUCAUCUACAUCGGGUUACUCAUCAUCUAAAACAAGUGGAUCAGGGGGUUUCGACUCUGACGUUGAGACUGUUAUAUAUGAUAAUAUACAGGUGAUCUGUGACAUUUGUCGCAAAAUUGCUGCUGUGAAGACCUGCCUGACCUGCAACGUUUCCUUCUGUGAGAAGGAUGGCCGGCAACACUACAAAGUGGAUGCCCUGAAUAGACAUAAGCUCAUAGAUGUGUGCAGUGAAGUCGAGAGAAAACGGUGUCUUCAUUAUGAAAAGUCUCUGGAUUUCUUCUGCAGGACUGAUCAGAUGUCUAUUUGCAGCAUUUGUGCAGAGGGGAAACACAGGGGACACGACAUCACUGAGCACAGGGCAUGGAGGACACAACAGGCCUUGUCUGAUGAUGAAGAACCCGAGGACAAAGUGGUGCCCCCUCCUGGUAGGAUUCAGUUCCCGUCAGUGAAGCCAAACUCGGUGGUCCUCAGCUGGGGAAACCCAAAGGGACUAGAAGGACCCAAAAGCUUCAGGAUCAUGUGGAGCUCUUCGCAGAAGGUGGAAGGUCGCUUAGUCAUCAAAAAUUUUCAUAAAAUAGAAAUAAGCAACCUUGAACUUGGACAACAGUAUUUCUUCAGCGUGGCCACAGAAGAUGAAGAUGGCAAUUUAAGCGAAUGGCUCACUGCAACUGUUUUCACAGUUGUGCCACCCCCUCGACAUUUAACAAAAGAGCACUCCGAUGCUACAUCUCUGACCUUGAAAUGGAUGGAUGGAGAAAAAAUGGAGGGAAUUCCUCAACAAUUUCUCAUAGCUGUUGAAAGUCCAGGAAAAGAGCCUCUGGUGAUACACACCCAUGAUUACUGCAAAAAAGUCUCUGAUUUAGAACCAGACACAAAGUACACCAUCUCUGUCUCAACAGUGGUGAAUGAUAGGUGCAGUGAGCCAAUUUCUAUCUGCACACGCACAGAGCCAAGUCUAAGGCAGGUGUUGUCAAAGAUUGGACUGGAAGACCAGUAUGACACCAAGCUCACACUUAGCACUGUCCUGGAGAUUAAUCAGUAUGAUCGAUCACAGAGGAAACCAAAAUCUGCAAGGGCAGUUCCUGAGGCCUUUUUAAAGCAACUCAUGUUGCUGAAUACAAAUGCUAGAAGUGCCACAUGUGUGUCUCAAGAUGGGGACAAGUGCAAUGCUAUCAAUCUUUUGGACUUGGUAACUGCACUGUUCCUUUGUUCAGACAGUGCUCUUCAGCAGGACUUGGUCCUGAAAAUGUCACUCUGUCAGUUUGCUGUCCCGCUCUUGCUUCCAAACUCUGAAACAAGAGAAAUCACAAUGAUGCUGUGGUCUAUGCGCGACAUUGUCCGAACUUUCAGACCCUCUCAGCAGGCGUUCCUAAAGUCAUACUGUGAUGAAAGACUUGUGCUGUCUGAUAUUCCUUUGGUAUCGUUUGUCAGGCUGGGAAAAACAUCUUUGUCCAAAUCUCAGAUGUUGAACAAGUUGCUGUGCAACAAUCAGCAGAUUCAUCACACAUUUUGUCACCGUAUCAUGGCAUGUUGUGAUGUUCCCAGAAGAAUUUCAGAUGGACUGGUGGAAAUCAGCUGGUACCUCCCGUGUGGGAACAGGAAGAUAGAUAAAUUCACAGAACCAUUGGCUUUUACCAAUAUGAGAGGAGAUAUCAAGACUUCUGCAAGACAAUUUGCAUUCCUCUGUCAGGCAUCUGCAGCUGUUUACAUCUACUGUGAUGAAUCAGAAACUAAUUACUUCAAGCAUCUGGAAGGAAAACAUCUGGAAGCAAAUAUCUUUUUGAUAAGCAGCACACAGGGAAAAAGCUAUAGACUCAAACAACUGACUGUGAACCCAAGAUUAAAGAUGACUGAUAUUAGUCAGAUUAAAAAGACUGAUACAGAACUACUAAAGGCACUCCAGGAAUCAGUCUCUAAAAUGCUAGUAAGCCCCCAAACCAAAAAAGUGUCAUUGGCAGAUUUGGCUUACACAGCUCACUGUUGUCAGAUUCUCGUUGAUGAGGAUAGGGAUGAAUGCCAGACUGCUUGGGAGAAUGCGAGUAAAAUCACUGCAAAGGUAACUAACAUCUCUGAAUUCAAAGAUAAGCAACUGCCUUAUCAGGGAAACCUCUGGAAAGCAAUUUCAUGGGUGGAAACUGAGUGCUGGAGGCUACGUAAAGUUGGAAACAAUAACCCUGGCAAUUACUGCGAGUCCAUAAAAGAAAAAGAGAAAGAGCUGAGGAACAAGCAGCGAAGUUUUGAGAUGACAACUGCAGUGGAAUGCUUCCACCAUGGGAUGACAACCUCAGAGGUUCAACGCUACCAUUUUCUCAAAUGGCUGGAAAUGGAACUGGAUAACCUGUCCAGGCAUCAACUGUCAGCUCUCCAGGAUCGAUACAAAGAGCUUAGGCAGAAAUCUCUCGAGGAAACAAAAGAAAUUGUGGAAACUGACAACCAAAUUUCAGCUUGCUCUUUAAGAGUAGUCCACUUUGUCAGAGAGUGUGGGCAGCUGUAUAAUAGUGUGAGUUGCCUGCCAGAAUACAGUCGUCAGAGAAAAAACAUCGAACAGCUUCCUGGACAGUGUGCUCAGAUGAUGCUUGAUGGUUUCCCUCUUGAGCUUGUUGAUGGAGAUGCAACAAACAUCCCAAUAAAAUGGAUCAGCCAGGUACUUACUGAAUUGCAUAACAUCAUGAAUUCCAGUAGCAAGCUUAAGGUCAUCACAGUCAUUGGAGCUGAAAAUUCAGGUAAAUCAACUUUGCUCAACACCAUGUUUGGGGUCAGGUUUGCCGUCAACGUGGGUACAUGCACCAGAGGGGCAUUCAUACAGCUGAUCAGUGUCAGUAAAGACAUCAGGAAAGAGCUGGGCUGUGACUGCAUCAUGCUCAUUGAUACAGAGGGCCUGAAGCCACAUCGGAUGGUUCGUGAUGAUCACAGCCAUGAACGUGACAAAGAAGUUGCGAGCCUUGCAGUGGCACUCAGUGAUGUUGUAGUUGUCAGUAUUUCCAACGACAGCUCCAGAGAGAAAGACCUCUGGGAAAUGGUGUGUCAUGCUUUUGCAAGGCUGAAGGGUGUUAGCAAGAAGAAGCCAGUGUGUCAUUUUGUACAUACAAACAUGUAUGACAUGCCUGCUUUGGAGCAGCUGAAGAGAAGUAAAGAGCUGAUGGAACAGCUCAAUGAAAUGAUCGGAAAAGAUGUUAAAAUGAAGAAGGCCAACAUCAAUAAGCUCUCAGAUGUGAUCAAGUUUGAUGUAAACAAUUGGAGCUGGUACAUUCCUCCAGUGUGGGAUGGGACUCCACCAAUGGCUCCUGUCAAUGUUGGCUACAGUGCAACUGUCUAUACUUUGAAAAAGGUUCUAAUAAAUGACCUCCAAAAGUGCCCGGAACGAGGGGAUCUAAUUCAAUUCAUCGGGAAGGUAGAGCAAUUCUGGAAGACUGUGUAAAGAAAAUACAUGAA
This is a messenger RNA of Pundamilia nyererei, 4304 nucleotides long. RefSeq names its product up-regulator of cell proliferation-like. The coding region runs from base 133 to 4290 and encodes 1385 amino acids. Gene Ontology annotation, molecular function: zinc ion binding; protein binding; GTP binding. Lineage: Eukaryota; Metazoa; Chordata; Actinopteri; Cichliformes; Cichlidae. The transcript has 16 exons. The record is from RefSeq and is a predicted model, not a curated record.